Pleurotus ostreatus (oyster mushroom) is the source of this 1752-nucleotide messenger RNA. RefSeq lists its product as uncharacterized. Gene Ontology annotation, biological process: cristae formation. NCBI's taxonomy places the organism in Eukaryota, Fungi, Basidiomycota, Agaricomycetes, Agaricales, Pleurotaceae. The record is from RefSeq and is a predicted model, not a curated record. The coding region runs from base 1 to 1752 and encodes 583 amino acids. The transcript is spliced from 13 exons.
AUGAGUAUCGGUGAUGAUUUAAACGCAAACGACGCGUCAAAAGGGCCGGACUACCUUUAUUCCGUUCUCAAUGUUCCGAAGUGGGCGACUCAAGCCGAAAUCAAGGAGAGACACCGCACGCUGUCGCUGAUAUUCCACCCGGACAAGCAGCAUGACGAGAAGGCUCAAGAUGUAGCUUCGAGAAAGUUCCUCGAAAUUCAGAAGGCGUAUGAAGUUCUCUCGGACCCAUUCACCCGAGAAGUUUACAAUGUCCUAGGUGAAGAAGGCCUGUCGCUGAAAUGGCCGCCGUACUUGAGGGAUAAGGAUACGGAAGAGCUGCGUUCAAUUCUGAAGCAAACAAAAUACGAGCAGAAACAACAGAAGCUUGAGAACCUGAUACGACCGAAGGGUCAAUUCACCUGUAGCUUAGAUGCUAUAUCCCUUUUCAGCUCAGACGCCACUUUACCUGAAGACCCUUGGCAUGUUCGCUGUCGAGAUCGACUCAACGACCUUCGAAUAGCGGGCGUGUUCCUACGGCAUAGUAUUCACAAAGAGAUAACCAGCCAGACAACUAUAUCCGCGAAUGCCAGUGUCCAGACGCGACCUACGUCUGCUUCAUUUACGGGCACCGUACGGCACCAAUUCUCGCCUAGACUUACGUUCGAGGCAACAUCACCCCUCCUCCGGCUUCGCUCUCCCCGUAUACGAGGGAUAUACAAAGAUGGCGAAAAUGCUGUUACUGUCUCUACGGUCUUAACACCUGCGUGGUUUUUGGGUUCACCACCACCCGUCAAUGUCACGUUAGGUCGUAGACUAUUCCCGGAUUCGAUGGCCGAGGGCUCCAUUGCUCUGAAUCUCGGCUCCCCUGCUCUCAAUAUCAGCGUCUUCUCACCAACGCCGUUCGAUAAUACGCUCGAUUCACAGAUUCCGCCUCAAUAUAUGGACGAAGAAUCAAGCAGCCAGGUGAUGUCGAUAUCAGGUCUAAGCCGCGGUGUUCGUUACUGGUCUGCCGGACUUGUUCUUGAUGGUAACCCUCGGCUGAAAGGUGAAUGCGGGGUGAGGUUCGCUGAGUUGGGUAUGCAACUCAAGGGCGGAGUGGAAUGCGGCUUCCAUGGUCCCGCGUGGUUUUUGGGUGGAAAUUGGUCUAGCGAAACGGUCGAGAUUGAUUCCACCCUAAAUGCUGGCCCACAAGGAGUAAUGUAUAAACUCGACCUAGGAUACAUAGAGCAGCGGUUCAGCUUCCCCAUCAUCUUGUCUGCGGAGUACGAUGCUACACUUGCACUUUGGUGUGCCGUCAUACCGUCGCUCGCUGGGUUGUUGAGCUAUCAUUUUGUGGUCAAGCCAAAGCGGCGCGCUCAGCGACUAUCUUAUAUCCGCGCUACUCGUCAGGCAUUGCGAGGCGAACAUUCUAGCCUCUUACGAGAUACGGAGGUUAGUUCUGCACUGCUGAAGGAUAUAGCUAAAAAGCACAUGGACGCGGAAGCUUCUGUGGGCGGAUUGAUCAUCCAGGACGCCCUCUAUGGGUUAUUCGAUGUCGACGGCGAUGACCUAGUCAUUGACGUGACUGUAGCCUUACAAGCUCUGGUCCAUCAUUCGCAACUUUAUGUGCCUGGAGACCAAACGAAGUUGGGUAUCCAAGGUUUUUGCGAUCCUGCACCAUUUGCUCCAAAAAUACUACGGAUUCGUUACCAAUUCCGUGGAUUUGGCCAUUACGCUGAAAUACCUGAUUCCGUUCCCAUAGUGCUUCCUCAAGCAGACCACCGUGUUGAUUGA